Messenger RNA from Morus notabilis, 1188 nucleotides. RefSeq lists its product as uncharacterized. Gene Ontology annotation, molecular function: nucleic acid binding; RNA-DNA hybrid ribonuclease activity. The record is from RefSeq and is a predicted model, not a curated record. Bases 1 to 1188 code for a protein of 395 amino acids. The transcript has 4 exons. Lineage: Eukaryota; Viridiplantae; Streptophyta; Magnoliopsida; Rosales; Moraceae.
AUGGCGGGGAAAAAAGUAAAUUUGGACAAAUCCUGUGCUUUCUUUUCCACUAACACGAUUCCUUCAGUCAAAGAAGAAAUUCUGUCGGCGUUAUGGGUGGGUGAAGCAAAAGGAGAUGAGCGCUAUCUCGGGAAUCCUUUGUUCGUUUCAAGAAAUAAAGUCAAGGAUUUCAGCUUUUUGAAGGAAAAACUAUGGAAGAGGCUGGAGGGUUGGAAUGCGAAAUUUCUCCCUCGUGCGGGUCGCACCACUCUUGUUAAUGCGGUCGCCCUCAACAUCCCGUCUUAUUCCAUGUCCGCAUUCCGCAUUCGUCUGUCGCUUUGUCAAGAGUGGAUGCCACGGUCACGAGAUUUUGGUGGAACGUGGAAAGGGGUCACUUCAUGGCUCUCAAGGCGUGGUAUGAGUUAUGUUGGGGCAAAUGAGCAAUCUCCCUGGGUGUCCCUGUUAAGGGAGAAAUAUUGUAGGAGUGAGGAUUUCUGGUCUCGUCCGGUUAAGCAUGGAGAUUCCUAUGUUUGGCAAGGCAUUUUGAAAGCUAGGGAUGUUAUUCAGUCGGGGGCGUGUGUAGCCAUUGGAGAUGGCAUGAGUCAGCAUAUUUGGUUCUCUAGCAGACGGACUCUCAAAGUGGACAACAUCCAAAGUGCUGAUAUCAGAGAUUUUAUUUCUUGGCUUCUUUCCAAAUCUAAGGAACCAGGAUUUGAAGACUUUCUGUUGUUCGUGGGCUGCACUUUGGACUGCAUUUGGCGUUGGCGAAAUGAACUGGUCUUCUCUGGCGGUCGUUGUGACGUCUCAACCAUGAUCUCCCAAAUCACAAGGUGUUUGCAGAGUCGUCCCAAUUGGCCUCCACCUCCUAUUGGGACCAUUGCUAUUUCCGUUGAUGCCUCGGUUGUGGAGUGCAAGGUCGGACUGUCAGCUCUGGCUAGGGACCAUCAAGGUGAGGUUAUUGACAUCCUGGUUGGCCAAAGCCAUGUUGACUUGGUGCUCGAAGGAGAGCUUAAGGGAAUUUUAAUGGGUGUCCGUCUAGCCUCUGAGAAAGGUUGGUCUGCAGUGAUAAUUCAAAGCGACUGCAAGAUGGCUGUUGACGCGCUUGUGAGCAAGGAGAAUCCUCCUCACUGGUUGGUGCGUGGAUUGUUCAGUGACGUUUUAAGUUUGUCUAGUUCGUUGGUUUGUUUAAAGUUCUUUUUAUAUUCCUAG